AGAAGGUGAUGCCAAUACGAGAUAUUUUCAUAAUUUGGUCAAGGAAAGAAGAAGGCAGCAAAAAAUCAACUCCUUAAAGGAUGAGCAAGGGAAGUUUCCAGAAGAUCCAACAAUUUUAGAAGAUAUGGUUACUUCCUACUACCAUAACCUGUUCAAUUUUGCUGAACCGAAUCCCUCUACAGUAUAUUAUGAUGGCUUCCUGGCAAACAUCCCUAAAAUUUUAGACCAUCAUCAUAAUCAAGAACUGAUGCUUUUACCCUCUGAAGAUGAGAUCAAAGCCAUCCUUUUUUAUAUGGAGUCUAACUCUUGUGCUGGUCCAGAUGGUUUUAAUGUGAAUUUCUUUAAGGAAUGCUGGGAUAUAGUUAAGAGAGAGGUAACUUCUGCCUGUCAAGAAGUCUUCUUGGGCAUUCCACUCCCCGUGGCUGCUGCAAGCACCAAUAUUUGUCUUAUUCCCAAAUGUGAUAAUGCAUCUAGACUGAAUGAUUUUAGGCUUGUGUGUUUAUCAACUGUUGCCUCUAAAAUUACAACAAAAUGCAUUGCCAAGAGACUUAGCAAGGUGCUUCCUUUGAUCAUCUCUGAAGAACAAGGGGCAUUUGUGGCUGAUAGGGAUAUCAUGGAGCAGAUUCUUCUCACAAAAGAAAUGGCACAUAACAUUGAUAGAAAAGCUGAGGGUGGCAACAUUAUCCUCAAGCUUGACAUGGCCAAAGCCUUCGAUAAGUUAAAGUGGUCUUAUCUCUUGGAUAUAUUUCCCAGAUUUGGUUUCUGUCACCAGUUCUUAAUUAUGAUCAAAAACCUCCUUCAUUCCUCUAAAUACUCCAUUCUUUUCAAUGGGAAACCUUGUAGUUUCUUUGGCCAAUCUAGAGGAAUCAAACAAGGUGACCCCUUAUCCCCCCUCCUCUUUAUUAUUGCUAAUGAAGGUUUCUCAAGGAACAUUAAUAAACUGUUCCACACUAGUUCUUUGGGUAGAUUCAACUGUGGCAGAAACAGCAUCCCUGUCACCCACUUGGCUUAUGCGGAUGACCUCAUUAUCUUCACCAAUGCUCAGCUCAGAUCUAUUUCCAAUUUGAAGACAUUCUUGGCCAAAUAUCAACAGGUCUCUGGUCAGACUAUUAACUCCUCUAAGAGCAGCUUCAUGGUUGGGAAGAAGUUUAAUACUAUGAGAAUUAGGAAGCUGGAACAACUCCUGACCAUGCCACACAGAAAGCUCCCUUUUACCUACCUGGGUAGCCCUAUCCACUCUAGCAUCACAAGGAAACACCAUUGUACACUUCUCAUUUCUUCCUUUGACAAGAAACUCAAUGGAUGGUAUCAAAAACACUUGGAUCAGGCAGGAAGAUUAAUCCUUAUUAAUCAUGUCCUCAAUACCAUUCAUAACUACUUUUUGACUGCAAACACUGUUCCUAAAUCCAUCAUCAACCUUCUUCAUCAAAAGAUGGCAAGGUUCUGGUGGGGUUGUGGUCAGAAGAAGCAUCAUUGGCUGAAGUGGGAAUCUCUUUCUUUACCAAAAGAGGAAGGUGAUAUUGGCACUAGAGACUUCCAAUCCUUGGAGGAGGCCUUUAGUCUCAAAUUAUGGUGGAAAUAUGAACAUAAUAACAGCCUCUGGGGGAGAUUCAUGAGGGCCAAAUAUCAUAGGCGGGGAGAGAUGGAAUGUCACUUAGUGGAUUCCCCUACCUGGACCAGGAUCACAAGGAUUAAUGUCAAAGCUCUCAAUCACUGCCAUACUACCGAGGAGGAAGCAUUUAUUUGGAAUGAGGACCCAUCUGGGCAGUUCACCCUUAAGAGUGCUUAUGAGGUUUGCAGGACUAAUUCUAGCCCUUCUCUUGCGUUUCAUAAUAUUUGGGAAUCCCCACAAAAGUCCAAAAUCAGCAUCUUUAUGUGGAAACUUUUACGCAAGUGCCUCUCGAUCCCUGAAAACCUUCGAAAGCUUGGGUUUGCUCUCCCUUCUGUUUGUCCUUUCUGCAUGAAUUCAAGCCUCACAGCAAAACAUUCCCUGAUUGAUUGUGCUAAGAUCGUGGAUAUUUGGAGACAUUAUGCUAGAUGCUUAAACUUCCUCCACACAGAAUCAUCUACUAUCAACCAACACUAUAUGAACUGGUGGUUGAGGGACACACCUAACCUUUAUGGGCUACUGCGUAAACAUCUGCCAGGGAUAAUCAUGUGGCACAUCUGGAAAAAGAUGAAUGAGAUCAUUAAUGGGAAAUGUUCUAAUUUUAGCACUUCAAGUCUUAUUAAUCAGAUUGAUUCGUAUACCAAACAAUGGUUGUCCAUCAAGACUCCCCGCAAACUUCACCAUUUUGACUCCUGGUUAUUCUCACAUAAUCUUAUACCCAGGUUCACAUCUCACAACUAUGUUCGCAUGGUUAAAUGGAAGGCACCUCCUACGGGUAGGCUUAAACUCAAUGUUGAUGCCUCCUAUACCACAACACAUAAAAGAUGUGCAGCUAUAUUAAGAGAUGCAGAAGGAAGACUGGUCCGUGGGGCCUCCUUCAAACUACACUCUAGGAGUGCCUACCAAGCUGAAGUGGAUGUCGCUAUUAAAGCAAUCAGAUGGGCCCUUUUAAUUUCCAAUUCUCUGAUUUAUGAGACUGAUGCUAAGUCUAUUAUUUCCAGGAUUCCAUUGUUCAAUAAAAAUUCAGUUUCCUCUUUCCCAAUUGACGUUUUGGGUCAACUCAUCCUUCAAAAUGGAACUCAAGUUUCUCACAUUUUACGGGAAGGGAAUUCUGCUGCGGAUGGUCUCGCAAAGGUGGACAGGACUUUAGAUUCCCCUCUCAAGGAAUACUGGCAUAUCAACCUUUGCCCUGAUGUUGUUAAAAAUAUUUUGUACCAUGAUUCCAAUUUCCCGGGAUUCUCUCAAACCCUAGGCUCGUCUCUUCCUCUCGCACGGUGCCGCCACCGUAGCUUCACCGACCGCCUCACGAUGGUCGCCCUUCUUCGAUCGACUCACGUCGGUCACCAGCCUUACCGCACCGGCUCUCAUCGGUUGCCACCUCAACCCUGGCUCACGUCGGCCGUGUAACCACCGCCUCACGUCGGUGCUUCGUGUUUCGUCCCCAUGACAACUGAAGGAACAAAGAAGGUCAGGCUCAUCCACGACCCUACCUCCCCGUACUACAUCCACCCAUCUGAAAGUGCGGGUAAUUCUUUGACGAAACAUCUUCUCAAAGGUGAUAAUUAUGAUAUUUGGGAGAAAACAAUUAUAAAUGCUCUCGAAGGGCGUAGCAGAGCAGGUUUUCU
Messenger RNA from Cuscuta campestris, 3234 nucleotides. The record is from the annotation of a GenBank genome assembly. Lineage: Eukaryota; Viridiplantae; Streptophyta; Magnoliopsida; Solanales; Convolvulaceae.